UUUCGGAGCAACGUUUCGUUCUUCUUUCGAUUCUUUUAAUUAUUCAAACUUCUUCAAUCACAAUACAGUUCUCUUCCCUCCUUUUUUUUCUUCUUUUUCCUUUUCCGAAAAGUAAAGUACAAUUCGACGCUUAAUUAGUAAUUUAUUUGUCGCUUCGAAAAAAAGUAACAAAAAACAGAGAAUAUCUUAUUUAUUUUUGGAAAUAACAAACUUUUUCAAUUUUUCACAAGUUUUCCCCUGCAAGCAGAUAGUGGAGUUAUUAAGAGAAGAAAAGUGAAGGUAUUAAGUGAAAUUCCGUAAAUGAGUCGCAUCAAUGAAUCGAGGAGCAACAGUGUCUACUUCUCACGAAGAUGGAGUACUGGAUGGCGAGCAACGAGACCGGUCACAAUGCCAGAGAAGAGACAAUCCAGGAGGUCCUCAAACACCCCGGAUCGGCUAUCCUUUUCCUCGGUUAUCCACCAUGGCUUUUACACUUUGCCGCCAGCUGUUGCAUACUAUUCAUGCUUGUCGGUAUUCCUGGAAAUCUCUUCACCAUUAUUGCCCUCCUUAGAACUAAAAAGCUAAGGAAUGCAACAGCGAUCUUCAUAAUCAACCUAUCCAUCUCAGAUUUAAUGUUCUGCUGUUUCAAUCUUCCUCUGGCUACAUCAACAUUCUGGCAUAGUUCUUGGAAUCAUGGAGCACUCUUGUGUCAAUUAUUUCCUUUAUUAAGAUACGGCCUGGUAGCGGUCAGCCUCUUCACAAUAUUAUCAAUCACAAUUAAUCGUUACGUUAUGAUAGGUCAUCCGAAACUUUAUCGUACAGUAUAUAAAGGAAAGUAUUUAAUUCCAAUGGUUCUGAGUACAUGGAUAAUCGCGUUUGGUGUACUGAUCGUAACAUGGUUUGGUAGCUGGGGUCGUUUCGGAUUGGACAUAGCAAUCGGUUCCUGUUCCAUUCUUCCAGAUGCGAACGGUCGAAGUCCAAAGGAAUUUCUUUUCGUCGUUGCUUUUCUCAUACCUUGCAUCGCUAUCGUUGUUUGUUACGCAAGAAUCUUUUGUAUCGUUCGGAAAGCAGCAUUUAGAAGUAGGAAACCACAUGUUACCGCCGAUAAUAUCAAUACCGACGUUAUCGAUAUCAGUCAGGAGCGACGAUCUGCGUCGGGUAGAAAGCAAGAAGAAGUUCCGUCAGCAUUCAAAUCAAAUUACACAUCAACUGUUCCCUAUAUCAAUGAUGUUUGCUUGAAACAGCCGACUACGUCAAAUCAAUUGAAUAAUUCUGUAAACGAGGAAGAAUCGAAAGUGCAACAACAUUCGUCGAAUUAUACAGAAAAGAAGGAAAGAGAAUUUUUGAAAAAUGAUGAAAAUGUUUUGGAAAAAAUUGAUGAUAUACCAUACGCGGAUGAACGUUGCGAUGAAAGCGAAGUAAUGGAAAGUGAAAUUUUCGCGAUUAACAAUAAAAUGAAAGAAUCGUUUGGUAAGAGGGGAAAUAAAUUGGAAAGAAUAGCGAGUAGAGCUUCGUUUAUAAUCGAGUCAAGCAUUUGGGUUGAAAGGCUGGAAAGCUCGAGAACAAACUCCCCUGAUCGUUUAACGAAAAAACAAGCUACGAUUAUUCCAAGGGAAUCAACAUUUAAGAGUGUAAGAAGACGGAAAAAGCAUGACGGUCCAGUAAAGAUGAGUAACAAAGAUAGAAAGCUGUUGAAAAUGAUUCUUGUGAUAUUUUCAUCGUUUCUCAUUUGUUAUUUACCGAUCACUAUUACGAAAACCUUUAAAGAUGCUAUCGAUUGGAGAGGAUUAAAUAUAGCUAGCUAUAUAUUAAUUUAUUUAACCACUUGUAUAAAUCCUGUUGUUUACGUGGUAAUGAGCUCCGAGUACAGAAGUGCUUAUAAAAAUGUGUUAUUUUGCAGAAAUGAAGUUAGGAAAGAGGCUCGGAAAUCGUUGGAAUAAAAAAAGACAGCAGCCUUUUCAUUUUAUUUCAGCUACUAUGUAUGUAUGUAUGGUAUGUCCCUACGUAUACCGCAGUUCGCUAGAGUCCAUAACUGCGAAAAGACCAAUUUUGGUUCUUCGCGCAUCUCCAGUACGCAUCUUCGCCCUGAUUGG
Osmia bicornis bicornis is the source of this 2072-nucleotide messenger RNA. RefSeq names its product G-protein coupled receptor moody. The record is from RefSeq and is a predicted model, not a curated record. Lineage: Eukaryota; Metazoa; Arthropoda; Insecta; Hymenoptera; Megachilidae. Gene Ontology annotation, biological process: G protein-coupled receptor signaling pathway. Gene Ontology annotation, cellular component: membrane. Gene Ontology annotation, molecular function: G protein-coupled receptor activity. The transcript has 5 exons. The coding region runs from base 351 to 1919 and encodes 522 amino acids.